AUGAUGGCCGCCGAUGCCACAUCGACAACUGAGGUGGAAGACCUCCUGGGAAAAGCGUCUGACACAAUUGGAAGUUUGUUGAAGCUGGUUUCCUUAAUACGCCAGAUAACAACACAAGACCGAUUCGCCCACGCUCCUGAACAUGAGUUUGAGCAUUUGCUGGACUCUUCUGAUAUCAACCAUGUCAAAGAGCGUUUUCCCAAGCUUGAUAAACCAGAAAGUCAAUGGCUGCUUCGAAAACUUGGUCGAGCUAUUGCAGCUCGCCGCCAGAUACUGCAACACUAUCAGGAGCACAAGCAACAGACAGGAGUUGUGCAUCCCAAGACAACGCAUGGACCAUCAGAGAUGGUCGCGCCAGAGGUCGCAAUCGAGGAUGUUGUGGCUGCUUCAGGAAAAUUGCUCUACACCCCGAUAAUGACCUCAUCUUUGAAUGAUGCGUUUUCUCUUCCUCUUUUGAAGGAUAUCAAGCAAAUACAUCAAGAUGAGGACGCUUUGAGUGCCCCCUUUGUGCUACUAUCGUCUCGAUCAAGUCCGAAUGGGCCUGGAACCGCCAUGCCUACGAUGAUCUAA
This is a messenger RNA of Pestalotiopsis fici W106-1, 570 nucleotides long. RefSeq lists its product as uncharacterized. The transcript has a single exon. Lineage: Eukaryota; Fungi; Ascomycota; Sordariomycetes; Amphisphaeriales; Sporocadaceae. The record is from RefSeq and is a predicted model, not a curated record. The coding region runs from base 1 to 570 and encodes 189 amino acids.